This is a messenger RNA of Oikopleura dioica, 588 nucleotides long. The record is from the annotation of a GenBank genome assembly. Lineage: Eukaryota; Metazoa; Chordata; Appendicularia; Copelata; Oikopleuridae.
AUGAGUUCUGACGAGCCCCGAUCUCAGAUCGUUUAUGACGAUCCAGGAAGUGUUACAGACAUUCGAAAGCGAUUUGGACAAAUAAAAGGCGAAAGUGCCGCUCAGUUCAGACCGAAACCCUUGAUCUCCCCUCGCCCGCGUCCCGGAUCCAUCAAAGACGGAUCUCUGUCGCCAAGACCGAUCACUCCUUCUCGAAAAAGCUCAAGCUCAAGCUCAGGCAAUCGAUCAUCCUUCAAUUCCUUCAAAGAUCGUCCCAACUCAGAAGCUUACGAAUCAAUCCACGAGGAUUUCACUCAAUCAACUCAAAUUGCUCAACAACAGUUCGAAAAUUCGCAAUUCGAUUUUCCGAAACCGCCACCUCAAGUAGCGAGCCAAAAGCCUGCUUUGAGACCGAAACCAGCGUUGCCAGCGAGGAAAUUUGAAAGAAGAAGAAGUUCAAAUGCAUCAUCUGUUUAUGUCGUUGAAUCUGCACCGAACGAUGCGCUUGUGGAAAAAAUGAAUGCAAUUUCGUUGAGCGAAACGGAUGAUUUCGACGAAGCUGUCCGUGAAUUCUACAGAAACUUGCAAAUCUUCGAAUCAACCCGAUAA